This is a messenger RNA of Cryptococcus amylolentus CBS 6039, 2027 nucleotides long. RefSeq lists its product as hypothetical. Gene Ontology annotation, molecular function: transcription cis-regulatory region binding; DNA-binding transcription factor activity, RNA polymerase II-specific; zinc ion binding. Lineage: Eukaryota; Fungi; Basidiomycota; Tremellomycetes; Tremellales; Cryptococcaceae. Gene Ontology annotation, cellular component: nucleus. Bases 53 to 1768 code for a protein of 571 amino acids. Gene Ontology annotation, biological process: positive regulation of transcription by RNA polymerase II. The record is from RefSeq and is a predicted model, not a curated record. The transcript has 8 exons.
CUUCAGCUCCACACGAUCGAUCUCUUUCAGGCACUUCCUCGUAUCCAUCGCCAUGUCUUCCAUCAACAAGGAGGGCUCCACGGAACCACCCGUCGAGCUCACAUCAACCGGUCGACCAAAGAGGAAACGCGUGCGCACUGUUACUGGCUGCAGGACCUGCCGCGCUCGUCGAGUUAAAUGCGAUGAACAGAGGCCGAAAUGUGGGAAUUGUCUGCGACAUCCGCUCAGGGUGUGCGAGUAUGAGUUUGGGGUGCCAGAGUCUGAGCGUACGCGUACAGCAAGUCCGCAGAGGCAGGGGACCGCAAACUUACACUCAGUCGCCAGUAGCUCACGAGUGACUUUGGAUCCCAAAACGGACGAGUCCUGUCCAGCGCCCGUGAUAACGCCUCAGUACGAAGAGUAUCUUAUGAGGAGUCAAGUAUCACGAGCUAUGGCAAGAGAGAUUUCAGAGCUACACUUACUGCAGCCGAUGCGUGAUACUGCUCUUCUCGCAGAAUCGCUCAUCACCAAACUCCCCUCUUCAGCGUUCAUAGACUUUUCGAGCCUCUUGCAGUUUCACACCUCCCUCGUCCGGCGGUGUUCUUCAGCCCUCGCCGAUGACCCACAAGCCCGCCUUUUGUGUGCAGCCACCGCCCUCCUCACCUCUUCUUCCUCCCCUUCAUAUACUACACCUCCAUCCUACUCCAACACCACCAGCUCCUACUCCGCCCCCUCGUCCCCAGCCGGGAGUCAUCGCCCCAACAUCUUCCCCUUCUACACCCAGCUUCUCAAAUCCAAAACCGACUCUACCAUCACCGGUAAGCUCGCCGGCGCGGGCUUCACUCUGCUGCUUUCUGAGGCGCUGGACCCUGCUAGGCCGGGGAUGUGGAGGGAGCAUGUAGGGGUGUUGGUGGGACGGUCGAAAGAGAGGGGUGGGCCGGGGAGGAGUCUUGGGCUAGGACAGAAUGGGGCGGGGUUUGGUAGAGGAGGGUAUGGGGAGAGGCUGGAUAAUCUACAGCCGCUGGCUUUCGCUUUCUAUGCGGAGAUGGCAGCUGUUGCUGAACUAUACGCUUGUUUGACGGACGGCACGACACCUUUCCUCCUCGGCCCUCACAGUUUUGAAACCGUCCCCUGGCUCAUCGCUUCUCGCUCGGCGCAAAUGAGGGCUUCCAAGGAUAUACCGGAUACGAUCGAAACAAUGUUUGGGACGCCGAGGAUCUUGAUGCUGGCUUUUGCACGGGCCAUCGGGCUUGUUGCGAAGGUUGGAGCAGCGGCUGGUGGGGCCGAGGGCGUUGAGGGAGAAGGGGAGAUGGGGGAGAUGGAGAGGGAGCAGUUGGAUUUUGAGGUACUAGCCUUCCGGAGCGAGUUGGAGCAUGUCUGGCCCGGUAGACUGGAAGGCAGGCGGGAUACGCGGAGGGUGUACUAUGGUGGGCGAAUAUGGCGACUCGCUAUUUUGAUACUUGUGAUGAGCAAGACCCAGCACGUGCCGCUCUUCUCGCCGGACCUGAUUGCACAAGUCAGUACAGUGUACGAGCUCUUGUCUGAGGCUGUUACAGAAAUCGGACAUCUGACAGGCUGGCUCUGGCCGCUCCUCAUCACCGCUUGUGCUUGUACAGACCCAGUCCAGAGACAGGGGUUUGUGGGGUUUUUGAGGCAUGCGAAAGGACCUAUUGGGGAUCGAGAUAAUUUGGAGGUCGCUCAUCGCGUAUGUCCUUCCCUGCCCCCUCCCUCCUCACUCCUAAACCCCGAGUGGAACAAGCGGAUGAUGAAAAGACUGAUGUUGGGGUAGAUGUUGACGUACGUCUGGUUUUAUCAUGAUAUAGGGCAAGAGAAUUGUCAUAUUAGGGAAGCUAUCCAGCAUGAUCCGACGCUGGAUGUGUUGUUGUUCUGACACUUGAUCAAGAAUAUCGGAGAUGGGUGGAUAGAUAGAUUGUAUAGUACCAUGCGAGCGAUGGAAUGACUGGGGACUGUUGGUCAAUCUCGCUGACUUGUCGAUUGGGAGGCUGAGAUCGUCGGGACAUACGGGAUGUCUGCCGGCAAGUGCCCUA